AAAUUGCCUGUGGUUUUUGUAGACGUUUGUUGUACAACAACUCGUGUCGCUACUUUAUAAAUUUACUUUGAUUACGAACAUCAUUGGCAGCGGUAGUAAAAAAUUAUAAAAAAAAAAAUUCGACAAAAAGUUUAGUUAUUGUUAAAAAUAUUGUAUAUGCGGUGAAAAAGAUAAAUAAAAUAUACUAAGCAAAAGUGAUAAAAAAAGUUUGCAUUUCAGUUUAAUAAAAAAAAAAAAUAAACAAAAAUGUCCAGCGACGAAUCAACUGGCACUCAAAUUUCAACAGUUUCAAAUCGUGAUAAUACCAAGACAAAACUAAAGUCUCACAAAUCAGAAGAAUGGGAAAUAAAUUUAAUUGGAAACUUUGUGCUUGGUUUAUAUCAUCGAUCUAUUGUUAGCGCCAAUAAUGAGUGGCUUAUUAAAAAAUCCCUAAUACGAGAGGAGUAUUCAAAAUUUAUUACAAAAGAUUUACGAAAAAAAUUAAAUGAACUCAAUGGGUCUUCAGAUAUUGGUACCAUGUUACAUCGUUGCGGUUUUCUACUCAACACUCCACGAGGAAGUCCUUUUUUUAAAAUAAAAUAUUCCAAUUUAUUUGAUUUUCGCAAUAGUAAAAUAAAAGAAUUGGAUAAAUUGAAAAUAAAUAGUGAUGGUCUGGAACAGAUAACGAAUUCGGUUAAAUCUCCCGAAAGCAUAUUAUUGGAAUUGGUGGAUAAUAUAUCAAAUGUUUUACAAGAAGAUAAUUUGGAAGUGGAUGAAAGUAUGACGCCAAUUCCUUUGGAAUAUCAAGCCUCCUUAAUGCAAAUACGCAAUGAAAACUAUAAUCCUACUAAUAUGAGCUGUUGCAUAUGCGAAGAAGAUUUUAGCAGCAUGGAUACCUAUGAAGAGCAUAUCCAGAAACAUGGCGAUGAUACAGAUUUUGAAUUUUUAAACACCAUGAGUAAAUUUGAUAAACCCAUAUUUAAAAUGACCUAUAGACUGUGUAAAAAUUCUCAUUAUUUUUGUUUUGAAUUCGAAACACAAUUAGAGAAUAUAAUAAUUGAUAAAAUUAUUAUUGUACAGUCGCGUUCAUUUUAUUAUGUCCACAAUAUGCGUGUACCCUAUAAAUGUCCAGAAAAUGGUAAGGAUCGUUUCUUUGUCGAUUCACAUUUGUUUACCAUACACAUCGAACAGCCUAUUGUUUUGAUAUGUCAUCUGGAGAGUAACAAGGAAACACAUAUUGUUGAACAACAUCAUUUUAUGCGUUCUGAGGAAUUUCCAAAAGUUAAUUUUUCUAUUAAUCCUUAUCGUUUACCGGAUAAGAAAAUUUUUAAACCAAAAUUCCAAUUAGCCGACUAUUAUCCACCCAAAGAAAUACAAGAUGCUUUAAAGGAUGAUUUCUAUUAUGAGAAAUUAAUGAAAACAUCUAAUGAAUUCCGAGACUAUGUACGUAAUGGCAAAAUAUUACAGCCUCAUAAUAUAGGAGCAUCAAUAAAUAUACUAUUGCAAAUAGAAGAUAUGGACAAUAUACAACAAUAUCUGCAAUUAACGCAAAAGAAUAUUAAAUUACGUAGUUAUGGUGAUGAAUAUAGUUUUCAGCUUAAACCCAAACAACGUGUAUUUAUUGAAAAUAUAUUAUCUGCUUAUGAUGAGGUAAUACUCACCACGCGUACUGAUAUCUUAACAAAAUCGGAAGAUAUAAUGCAAUUAAUGCUGCAGAAUAAAAGCGAUAUUAAUCGUAUGAAGAAUACAUUUGUUGGACUAAUACAGGCCGUCAAUACGGGUCGUAUUAGUUUUAAAUGUGAUAAAAAAAUUAAUAUACACGGUUCAUAUACGGUUAUAUGUCGGCCAUCACGUUUAAAUUUUCGUUAUCAAUAUCGUUCGCUUGAGCUGUUACCAAUUGCUAUGGAUUUUUUGAAGAAAUUUCUAUUUCCUUCUAAAAUAAUGCCACGACAAUUGUCGAGGGUUAGUUUGGAUUUGCAUAAUAAAAAUAUAAGCGAGGAGCAAUUACAAGCGGUGCGUAACAUAGCUGAAGGUCCACGUAAUGAUGCUACAUAUAUUAUAUUUGGUCCACCCGGUACUGGCAAAACAACCACCAUAGUCGAGUCGAUUUUACAACUUUUAAAGAAACCAAAUACAAAAAUAUUAGUUACUGCUAGCUCUAACAGCGCUUGCGAUGAAGUAGCCUUGCGUUUGUGUAAAUAUCUAAAACAGUUAGAUAUUCCGCGAGCCAUUGUACGCAUCUAUUCACGUUCAUCGGAAAUUCGCACCGAAACAAUCGAUGAUGAUCUAUUGGAAAUUUCCAAUAUGUAUAAUGGACAAUUCUAUCCUGAUGUCGAGAUAUUACACGAAUAUCGUAUUGUCGUGUGUACGUUGUCGGUUUUAGCAAAAUUGGCAACUGGAAAAUUUGGUCGUCAAGAAAACGGUUCAACUUUGUAUACGCAUUUAUUUAUUGAUGAGGUUGCUGCCUCAAUGGAAGCUGAAGCCUUAAUAGCGAUAACUACAGUUUUGACACCAAAAUCAUGUCUAAUUAUAUCCGGUGAUCAUAAACAAUUGGGACCGAUUCUACAAUCGAAACGUGCCAAAGAAUUGGGUCUAGAUGUAUCGUUAAUGGAUCGUUUAUUAGAUCGUGAUUGUUAUCGUGUUGAUGUAGAUACGGGCGACUAUGAUCGCACCAUACAAACACGUUUGAUACGUAACUAUCGUUCUCAUCCCGCUAUUGUUAAUUUAUAUAGUGGUCUCUACUAUAAUCAUAGUUUAGAAUCUUGUGCUAAAAAGGAUGAUGUUUCCUUGUGUGAACUUUGGCACAAAUCGCGUAAUAAGCAAUAUCCUAUAAUAUUCCAUGCUAUUUAUGAUCCUUCUCGUUCGGACUAUCAAUCACAUAGUUUAUAUAAUCUUCGAGAGCUUGAAGUGGUAAUGGAUUACGUUAAAGAUCUCAUGUAUUUCGGCAUAAAUGGCAAACCGGUGCAAGAGAGUGAUAUUGGCAUUAUAUCACCUUAUAAAAAGCAAUAUAGGCGCAUACAGGAAGAACUAAAUAUACGCAAAUGGUUUAAUAUUGAAACGGGUUCGGUGGAAACUUUUCAGGGUAAAGAAAAGGAUAUAAUAAUUGUAUCAUUUGUUCGUUCUGGCACUCAUAAUUUGGGUUUCUUGGAUAAUCCAAGACGUUUAAACGUAACUAUAUCACGUCCAAGAUCUAUUUUAAUCUUGGUGGGAAAUCCACAAACUUUAAGUUUAAAUAGUGAGUUUGAGUAUAUAAUAAAAGAGUGUCAACGUAAUAAAACGUUUGUGGGUGGCAUAGGACCACCAAGAGCCUUUGGAGGUGCAGCAGGAGGUGCAGAAGUUAAAAAAGAAAAUACUACAAAUGCUGACAAUGAUUUGCUAAAACUUUUAACUGAUAAUAUGAAAGCUCUAAGUGUAGAGAAAAAAAUUGAGGAAAAAGAGGAACAGAAUGAGAAGCCAAGAAAAGCUCGUAGACGAAGACGUUUUGGUAGAAAUUCUAAAAAUAAAAUUUCGAACGAGAAUAACAGUGCAACAGUGGGUGAUAAAGACGAUGACGAAGACGAUGAUGAGGAUGGUGAAGAGGAUGAAGAGGAUAAUAUUAGUGAAACUAGCAGUAAACCUUCUACAUCUGGAAUGAAAAGAAAUGAUAAAAAUAAACGCCAAUUAAAUAAGAGAGCCGGAGCUAAAGGUGGUAAAAUUACCAAACAAUACGGUAAAGGUAAACAAAAACCGGUUGUUGAUAAUGAGAGUAGCAAUAGUAAAAUACUUGAAAAAAAUAAAAUCGAAUCAUUAUUCGAUGAAUUACCAAAAGUGCCACCGACUACACUGAACGACACAACUACAAUAGUAAACUCAAAAAAAGCUUUUAGCUAUACAAAUGAACAACUAAUGGAAAUGAAACAACAACAACAGCAAUAUUUUGAUAGCAUGCAAAGACAACAACAAUUACAACAGCAGCAACAACAAUUACAUCAUUGGUCUAAUAAUCCAUAUUCAAAUACUAACAAUAACUUUUUUAAAAUACCAGCUGCCGGCCUAUAUCCUUUAGCAUAUAUAUCAACCACAAGUCAACAGCAACAUUUUAAUCAAGAGCCUUUACAAUAUUCUUCACCAUUUGCUUCGACACCUAAUACAACUGUUGUCAAUAAUGCAAAUAAUUUACGUUUUCCAAACGUUGUUAAUGUUUCCAAUGAUAAUACGGCAAAUAGAAACAAAGAUAAUAAGAAUAAUAGAGCCGCUGCUAAUGCUGCUAAUAAGACCAAUACAAAUAAUAGAAAUUCGUCUAAGAAUAAUAAUAACAAUAGAAAAGAUAACAACAAUAAUAAGCAGAAAACCAAUGGGGUCACUAAAAUUUCUUAUAACAAAGCUAAAAAUGCCAAUGCAGUUAAUGCAACAAUGAAAUCCACAAAAAUUGCUGCUAAUAUACAUGCAACUGCAAAGGCAAAUAGUGACAAUACUAAUAAGACAAAUUUUGGAGCAAAACCAAAAACAAAUCUUACUAGCAAUGCAACAGCUAGACCAAGUAAUUCGGUAACAUCUUCAUAUACAGCGGGAGCGGUAAAUCCGAUUACCAAAACAGUGGCUCCCAAAGCCGCCAGUACUGCAACCGUUUCUACCAAUAGUGUAGGUAAUAAAUCAAUUAACAGUACUGCUAAUAUAUAUCCCACUCUAAACAAAACUUCAGCUGUAGUAGCUACUUCUACAUCUACAGCAAAUCGUUCUAAUAGUAGUUUAACUACUACUUCCAAUAAUAACAAUUUUAAUCGAGCUACAUCAGUUGUUUCAACGAACUCUUCUACAGUGUCUACAUUUAAUCGUCCAACUACAUCUACAGCAAGUAAUCUUAAUACAUCUUCAUAUACCAAUCAUCCAACUAGUAGCUUAACUACUAAUAAUUAUAACUCAAUAAGUUACGCUCCCUCAGCACCGCCAUAUAACGCUUAUGUAUAUUCGGAUACGAUAUAUAAUCGACCCACUCGUAAUUUGUCGUUUGAUAAACAAAAGAAAGAAAAUAAUUAUAAUUCAUGUGUUAUUUCCUAAAGGAAUGUGGAAAUGUAAUUUACAUAAAAUAUUUUGUUUUUAUUAUUUAUAUAUCUCUAACACUCUCUAACACUUUUAUAUUAACAAACAUUAAACAUUAAAAUGUUAAAAGUAUAAGAAAUCGAAUUCGGAAAAUAACUAGUUUUUAAAUAGAACAAAAUAUGAGCGGAACGGUUAUAUAGUCUAUAGACGGUAAGGUUGUCUGUAGUCAAGAUUGUUGUUUAAGCUUUAGUCUGAACUUUUUGAUAGUCCAGUCUAGUUAAAGGUCUAGACUAUUAUCUAGUUUAUAAUCCGAACUUUUGUCUAGUAUGUAUAGUCUGAACUCUUGUUUAGUCUAUAAUUUAGACUAAAGUCUAGUCAAAAGUCUAGACUAUUAGACUGUUGGCUUGUCUAUAUUUUGGAUUGUUGUAUAGUCCAUAAUCUGGACUACGGUCCAGGCAAUAGUCUGAAUUGUUGCCUAUAGUCUGGACUGUCGCCUAGUCCAUAAUCUGGAUUAUUUUUUUACACUAUACUAUGGACUGUUAAAAAUCUAGACUACUAUCCAGUCUAGUCUAAAAUCUGUUCUGUUGUUAUGUCUAUAGUCUGGACUAUUGUCUAUUGUGAAGUGAAGCCUGUUUUUGAAACAAGUCUGGACUGUUGUCUAAUCCAUAAUAUGGACUGUAGUGUAUCUAUCUGGGUAUAUACUUAUAUAGAGAUAGUAAAGAAUUAAAUCAAAUCUUUUGAAAGUUCUUGGUCGCAACAGAACUUUCACCCUAUCGUCAGAUAACUAUCAAUGAUCUCUGAAAAGUCUUUGACGUUAUAAACGUUAAUGUGACCUGUAGUCUAGACUAAAGUCCAAUGCUUUUGGUUUUUAAAAUCAAAAAUCGUUUGACGUCUAUUUGGGACCUUUUAGCAAUAGUGUUGAUGAGAUAGUAAAGUAUUUAAUUUAAUCUUUUGAAAGUUCUUGUACAGAACUUUCUUUACACUAUCGCCCGAUAGCAACCGAUGAUCUCUGAAAAGUUUUUGACGUUAUAAACGUCAACUGACUGCUUCAAAUAAUCUAUACUCUUGUUUUACAAAAGCUUUUGCUUUUGAAUCGUAUAAAUCCCUCUGAACUAUAUAUAUUACAUAGUUCUUGAGAUGGGUUUAAGAGAGAGAGAGGGAGAAAUUGAAACUUUACAAACUAUCGUCCGAUAGCAACCAAUGAUCUCUGAAAAGUUUUUGACGUUAUAAACAUCAACUGACUGCUUCAAAUAAUCUCUACUCUUGUUGU
Molecule: messenger RNA, 6268 nt
Organism: Lucilia cuprina (Australian sheep blowfly)
Lineage: Eukaryota; Metazoa; Arthropoda; Insecta; Diptera; Calliphoridae
Exons: 15
Coding region: 247-5016 (1589 amino acids)
Biological process (GO): regulatory ncRNA-mediated post-transcriptional gene silencing
Cellular component (GO): cytosol; P granule
Molecular function (GO): 5'-3' RNA helicase activity; RNA binding
Source: RefSeq, a predicted model, not a curated record